AUGGCGGCUGCAUUCAAUUUAUUUGAUGAAGUUUUACGUGCAUUUGAUAAAUCACAUCGAAAUGAAAUGACAUUUAUUGAAUUACAUAAUAUAUUAGUUAAUCGGAAUAUAGAUAUAACUGCUGAUGAAUUAAAUCAAAUAAUUCGUUCGCCAAGUCUUUUAAAUCUUUUUAAUCUUCAACCUAUAUCAAAUGAUUUAUGUUUAAUACAAUUAAGUCCAAAAUUAAUUCUUUGUGAAGCCUGCUUGCAGAAAAGUUGUAAAAAUAAAAUGAAAUGUACACAAUUACACCUAUGCCGUUAUAUGUCUCAUUUUUCAAAUAAACCACUAGAAAAACCUUGUAGUUAUCCACAUAAACUUAGUGAUCAUCCAAAUAAUGUCAUUCUAUUACGUCGAUUUAAUUAUGAUACAUUAAAUGAAAAUCUUGUUCUUAAUUUACUUCGUCGUCAUUACAACAGAAAUCAUGAACAAUCUCGAAUAGAGAGUCAUGUUAAUACCAGUAGAUCGUCAUCUUCUCAAUCUAGUAGUAUUGAUUCGAAUAAUACACAAGGAAUAAAACGAAUUUAUCAAUCAAGACCGCCAUCACAAUUAAAUAAAUCCCCUGCUCAAUCAUCUACAUCAAUAGAUAAGAUUAUAGAACGACAGUUAGAUAUUAGUAUUCCAUCGGAACAAGCUGCACCAGAUGUUGAUCUUGAAAUCAUUGAACUUAUUUUAGCAACGAAAAAUAUAAUUAUCGAACGAACAUUAAAAAACCAAAUAUCGAAUGAAUUCUAUCGACGAUAUACAUUACAAUUUCAGAAUAAGCAAGCUAUCGACAAUAUAAUUCAAAAUGAACCAAUUAUAAUGUAUAAUAAUAUACCAAUAAAAAUGAAACGAACCGAACGCCAAAGAGAUAAAAGAAUAUUUGCACUUAAAUUUAAUACUGAUAAAAAAAUUGAUAGUAUACGAUUAAAUUUAUAUAUUGAAACACUUAUUGGAAAAGUUCAUCCAAAUAUAUUUGAUAUGACAAUCGAUGGUAAUGAUGAACAAAUAUAUCUUAUUCGAGGUGAACAACCUAUUGAUUUCGAACAUUUAUAUAAAGCAUAUUCCGCAAAAAAUACUUUACAAGGUUAUCGUAUAACUAUUAUUGAAGUAUAUGAAGCAGAAGCUCUUGAAGUUUCAUUUGUAAAUGGUUCAUAUCAUCAAUCUAUGACUGUAUCCCGAUUACGUCAAUUAAUUGGUGAACAGCGUUGGCAACAAGAUGUUUUUGCUUGCCUUUAUAUUCGAAAUCAGACUAGUGCUGAUAUUGAAUUAAUGAAUGCUGAAGUCACAGCUAAAUGGUUAUCAGAAGCAAAUAGAAUCGAACAAGAUAUGUCUCUUAGUAUCCAUCCGAUUAUUGAUUUCAUUCAACCGUUAGAAAAACAUGAAGAAGAUGAUGAAGAAGUAACAAAACUAUUUGCAACAUCAAAAAUAUCUUCAGCAUCUACCCCUUGCAAUGUAUCAGAUGAUUCACAAAAAGGAGAAAAAGAUCCUGGUCAUUACACAAUUAAACCUGAUUGGCGUGUUGUUCUAACACAUCCAGUAUUUGGUGAUGAAUAUAGAAAAUAUAUUCGUGAAAACUUAAAUAUUUCGGUUCAAAUAAACGGUUCAUCAAUUCAAGUACCUAAUGAAUAUAUUCGUAAAGAAUUAGCUCGUUAUACGAAUAUGUUUAUACAAAAAUUUGUCUUUCAAGAACUUUGUAAUUUAGACAAAACACAAGUUAAAAUUAUAAAAGAUAAUUAUUCCAGAAUGGCACAUAAAUGGCAAAAAGAUACAAAUAAAACAUUAAUUGUUGCACGUCGUGAUAUUAUGGAUGAAAUUUUGCCAACUCUAUCAUUAUCUAGUCGACAACACAAUAAAAUAUUAACUACACCAACAAUUCGAAAUAAACGACCAGAAACUCCUAGAAAACAAGAACAACCACUAUCAUCACCAAUGAAAGAAUUAGUUAUAUCUCAAACAAAACCAUCACAAGACCAAAGUCAAAUACUUUCUUAUCCAAUUGAAAAUAGUGUUUAUUUUCCUUUUUUUACUUCAACAAAUCCAUUUACUGAUCGUCUUACUACUUAUCUAUCAAAUGCAUUCAAUAUUAAAUUAGACAUAAAACCUAUUUCAUCAGCAAAAAUUAUUCUUGAACUUAAAGGUCAAUAUAAAGAUGUUUCUGAUGCUCGACCUACUUUAACAAGUUUAUUUGCAUCAUUAAAAACAAAAAAUUAUUCUGAUACAAAUGAUUCUUGUAAAUUUUCUAUACCGGAUAUUUAUCGUGUAGUACAAUGGCAACUUGAUCAAUGUUCAAUUGUAUCAACAUGUAGUUUUUCAACAAAAAAUGAUGGUAUUUUAUUAGUAAGAUAUUUUGCUGAUAGUCCACAAUUUGGUGUUGAUGAACAACAAAUUGAUGAUAUUAUACAACAUAAUCUUUUCAAUAUUUCAUAUCAUGUUUCAAUAACAAGUGAAAAACUUGAACUUAAUUUAGAAGAAUUACAAAAAAAAAUUCAGCAAAGAUCUGAUUAUGGACAAGAUAUAUGUUGUUUAUAUAAUUAUCGAAAAGGAUCAAGAGAAAGAAUUCGAUUACCUUCGAUACAUUUAUGUGGAACAGAAUCUAUUGUUCAACAGAUUUAUCAAGAAGUUAAAAGAAUUGCUGAUGAUUAUGCACCGAUACCGUCUGAUUUAAUUAAGUUUGAAAAAAAAUAUGAAACGGAUAAUGUCGAUUUACGAUCAGCAUUAAACGGUGAUACAACAAGUCAAUUUGUAGCACCGAAAUAUUUACAUGAAAAAAUUAAAUUAUUUUUAUUUGAAAUGAGCCAAAUACAAAUGUUAUCCAAAGAUAUUAAAUGUUCCACACAAUUAAUUAAUAAUAAAAAACAGGAAUUAAAUGAUUUAGCAUCUAAAAAUCAUUGUCUACUUUCAAUAACAUUAUCAUCUCAAUCAACAACAUAUAAUCGAAUAACACCUACUACUUCAAAAAUUAGUUCAGAAACAAUUAAUGUAUCAAAUGGUGAUCUCACAGCAGAACAAUCUGAAGUUCUUGUUAUUUGUUCAUCAUCUGCGAAACUCUGUGAUGUAGUAAUUAAAGCAGCUGGAAAACAAAUUGAACAAGAAUUAAAUGGAAAAGAUCUAACAAAAACUAUGAUUGACACAUCUGUUGGUAAUUUAAAACAAGCUAAACGUCUUCUGUUUUUACCUUGGAAACCACCAUCAACAUUGUCUACUAAUCAAGAUAUUGAUGCACUUCGUCGAUCAAUCUCGAUAUUUAUUCAACAAGCGAUUCAAUAUACUAUUCAAGGAAAAUAUAAAAGUAUUGCAUUUCCUGCUAUUGGAUGUGGUGGUUUUGGUAUACCAGCAGAUAUAAUUGCAACAAUUAUGAUUGAUGCAGUUCGUGAACAAAUGAUUGCUAAUCCAACUAUUCAAUUAGUGAUUACAUUUGUCGUACAACAAUCACAUGUAUAUGAUGCUUUUAAUACUAAACUCAAAAGUACAUCAACGGCUACUACUGCUAAUCGUAGUCGUUCUCCAUCAUUGUCUUAUUUAUCAAAUCAAGAAAAAUUUAAUAUAAGUCUUACAACAUCUAAUUCAAAUAUUGAUAUAGCCAAGAAACUAUUAGCAACUAUUGAAAAUAUUCUCGUUUCAUCAUUUUCUACUUAA
This is a messenger RNA of Rotaria sp. Silwood1, 3657 nucleotides long. The record is from the annotation of a GenBank genome assembly. NCBI's taxonomy places the organism in Eukaryota, Metazoa, Rotifera, Eurotatoria, Philodinida, Philodinidae.